This is a messenger RNA of Phytophthora infestans T30-4, 1536 nucleotides long. RefSeq lists its product as uncharacterized. Bases 13 to 1536 code for a protein of 507 amino acids. The record is from RefSeq and is a predicted model, not a curated record. Lineage: Eukaryota; Oomycota; Peronosporomycetes; Peronosporales; Peronosporaceae. The transcript is spliced from 2 exons.
CUCAUCGCGACAAUGCGGCGGCUCGUGCUGGCCGCCCUGGGGUCUCUGGUGGCCUCCUUCCUCCUCAUCCAGCUGCAGGCACACCUUCCCGAAACUCGCUCAAGCGUUGAUCUUGAAGAUCAUGUCCCAAUUCUCGCGGAGGACGCACUACCUCAGACCAACUCUCUGCUGGACCUGUUCCUUCCCUCGGACCCUUUCAACGUCCCAGAUGUUGCCCAGCUCUUCACCCAAAGUCCUGACUGGGGCGCCAUCGGUUCUGCGUUCGAAGACGCCAUCGUGGCCACGUUCCAGUGCUUAAAACUAUGGGGAACUUUCCUUCUGCUCAUAUCAGUUCCCAUACUUCAAGCUCUAGCUAUUGCGGGCGAAGCAGUGCUGCCUCACGUCCUCACGGCCGCUAAAAUGGCCGCGGACUACGUGAGCAAGAUGGAUCCGCUGCAUCAGGCUCUCGUGGCUGUUACUGUGCUGUUUGUAGGCAUCUGUAUCCGUCAGGGAUACGUCCACAAGGCCAGAGUUCAAUAUGUGCGCACAAGACGGUCCUUAGAGCUGCGAUAUCGAGCGUUCGUGGCCAGUUUGAGUGCCAAAUGGCGUGUCGUGGCCAUUCUGCUGCCUCAUUUUCUGUUCUUUGCACUGAGUUACGAGGCGCUGUAUUGGCUGCCCACCUCCUUGAUGGAUGUGCUGAGUAGUGAAGCUCUCUUUGGCCUGCUGUCGGUCGGGUAUCCACUGCUACACUCCAUUGGAGUGAUCCGACAAAAGAGACUGUACCCGAAACGGUCGAGACCAGGCGCCACCAACGAAUUGAUGAAGAAAUUCGAGAAAAUCAGCCUCCCAGACUACGAGUGGAGGUCGUACGAAGCGUGUCUGAAGUACUGGGUCCUCUGGUCGCUGGCAGUCUGCGUCAUCGGCAUGGUGACGCUCUUCUUGCCGGCUUUUGUGACCUCAUUCGUCACUGCGCCGCUGCAUUUCUGCAACAUUUUCCUCGUUUGGAUGCACUCUCCGUUCACUCGAGGCGACAUCGCGCUCUACACUUGGCUGAGCCCGCUGGUGAGCCCCUACGCGAAUUGCAUCCAUGAACGGGAAGCCGCAGUCCACCCGGAGGCCGAAGAGAAGACAAACUUCUUGAUCCGGAUGCUGGUAUCGCUCCGUGUGGUGCCAGAGCGUCACGUUCAUCUGGCGAAGGAUCUCUGGUCUCAGGGUCCUGCGCUUUUCGGGCUUCUCUUCAUGUUUACACCUGGGUUCGUGGCCUCUCGCGGCUGCUCGCUCAUGGGCUUUGGCUUCCCCGCUUACGUCACGAUCGGAGUGCUAGGCGAGAAGCGGACACGGCGCUACGAAUGGUGGAUCGCCUACUUUAGUGUCGCUGUGACUGUCGACUACUUGAUCACUGCGAUCGGGCGAGAGAUCGGCUGGAUUCCGCUCUUCUACCACGUGAAGCUGCUGGUGAUGAUGUGGCUACAGUUUCCGUAUUUCCAAGGCGCCGAGCGGAUUUUCAACGCCUGUUUCUCAAGUGUCUUCAUAGUGCCAGAACGCAAAGACGAAUGA